AUGGCCAACCCAACAUCCCGCUUCCUGGCCCUGCCCGCGGAGGUGCGGUAUAGGAUCUACCGCUUAGUGAGUGAUCCGCAGGUCAUCGUCAGUAACAACGACACGAAAAUCCAGAUAACACCAACCGGCCACCCACGCCCACCUCUCGUCAACACCUGCAAACAAAUCCGAUCCGAAAGCCUCCAGAUGUUCUACCACGAGAACAAAUUCAGCAUCGACAACUCGAACGUCCUGCUGAAGUGGUACAUCACGAUAGCAGCUAUGGGUUUGACGGGGUUCAAGCGCAUGCGACGCCGAAUAUGGGUCUAG
Messenger RNA from Fulvia fulva, 309 nucleotides. RefSeq lists its product as uncharacterized. Bases 1 to 309 code for a protein of 102 amino acids. The transcript has a single exon. The record is from RefSeq and is a predicted model, not a curated record. Lineage: Eukaryota; Fungi; Ascomycota; Dothideomycetes; Mycosphaerellales; Mycosphaerellaceae.